AUGGCCGCGCCGCCACCCGCGCAGCAGGGCCUGGCGCAGCUCUACCAGCUGUACCGCCAGGUGCUGCGCGUGCACCGCACCAAGCUGCCGGGGCCGCUGCGGUCCCUGGGCGACUCGUACGUGAAAGGGGAGGUCCGGCGCCACCUCAAGGGCAAGACGACGCCGCAGCAGUGGCGCGAGUUCCAGGGCCAGUGGGCCGCGUACGUGUCGAUGCUGUCCGGCCGCGCGGACGCUGACGAGGCGCACGGGUCGGUGCGGCCGCUGCACGACGCGGAGGGCGCCCUGAACGAGGAGCAGCGGGAGCAGCUGCAGCGGCUCAAGGACGCGGCGCUCGAGCUGGGGGGUGAGGGCCGCGGAGGGGCCGACGGCGGCAGCAGCGGGGGAGGCUGCGGCAUUGCGACGAAGCCCUAG
Messenger RNA from Monoraphidium neglectum, 411 nucleotides. RefSeq lists its product as hypothetical. The transcript has a single exon. Bases 1 to 411 code for a protein of 136 amino acids. The record is from RefSeq and is a predicted model, not a curated record. Gene Ontology annotation, biological process: succinate metabolic process; mitochondrial respiratory chain complex II assembly. NCBI's taxonomy places the organism in Eukaryota, Viridiplantae, Chlorophyta, Chlorophyceae, Sphaeropleales, Selenastraceae. Gene Ontology annotation, cellular component: mitochondrion; mitochondrial intermembrane space.